This is a messenger RNA of Pterocles gutturalis (yellow-throated sandgrouse), 1442 nucleotides long. RefSeq names its product 5'-nucleotidase domain containing 3 (gene NT5DC3). The coding region runs from base 12 to 1442 and encodes 476 amino acids. The record is from RefSeq and is a predicted model, not a curated record. NCBI's taxonomy places the organism in Eukaryota, Metazoa, Chordata, Aves, Pterocliformes, Pteroclidae. Gene Ontology annotation, molecular function: 5'-nucleotidase activity. The transcript is spliced from 13 exons.
UUCCUUCAAUUAUGAGUAACAUGCUGAAUCCGGAUGCUAUUUUUUCAAACAAUGAAAUGAGCCUGUCAGACAUUGAAAUUUAUGGUUUUGAUUACGACUACACAUUGGUCUUUUAUUCUAAACAUCUGCACACACUGAUCUUCAAUGCUGCUCGAGAUCUUCUUAUUAAUGAGCAUCGGUAUCCUGCAGAAAUAAGAAAAUAUGAUUAUGAUCCCAAUUUUGCCAUCAGAGGACUUCAUUAUGAUGUGCACCGGGCACUAUUAAUGAAGAUUGAUGCUUUUCACUAUAUUCAGCUGGGAACAGUUUACAGAGGCCUCACUGUUGUCCCAGAUGAAGAAGUCAUUGCAAUGUAUGAUGGUUCCCAUGUCCCUUUAGAACAAAUGAGUGACUUUUAUGGAAAGAGUUCACAAGGAAAUACAAUGAAGCAAUUCAUGGAUAUAUUUUCCUUGCCAGAAAUGACACUCCUUUCUUGUGUGAAUGAAUAUUUUCUGAAAAACAACAUAGAUUAUGAGCCUGUUCAUCUGUACAAAGAUGUCAAGGAUUCAAUCAGGGAUGUCCACAUCAAAGGAAUAAUGUACAGAGCAAUUGAAGCAGAUAUUGAGAAAUACAUCUGCUAUGCUGAACAAACUCGUGCCGUGUUAGCAAAGCUGGCUGAUCAUGGCAAGAAGAUGUUUCUCAUCACAAACAGUCCCAGCAGCUUUGUGGACAAAGGCAUGAAGUUCAUAGUUGGCAAGGACUGGAGGGAUCUCUUUGAUGUGGUCAUUGUACAGGCUGAUAAGCCAAACUUUUUCAAUGAUAAGCGAAGACCAUUUCGGAAGGUGAAUGAAAGGGGAGUGUUGCUUUGGGACAAAAUUCACAAACUGCAGAAAGGUCAGAUUUACAAACAGGGUAACCUGUAUGAAUUUCUGAAGCUUACUGGCUGGAGGGGCUCUAAAGUUCUCUACUUUGGGGAUCAUAUUUACAGUGACUUGGCAGAUUUGACCCUGAAGCAUGGCUGGCGCACUGGUGCAAUUAUUCCAGAGUUACGAUCAGAGAUUAAAAUCAUGAACACAGAGAAGUAUAUUCAAACCAUGACCUGGCUGCAAACCUUGACAGGAUUACUGGAACACAUGCAGGUUCACCGUGAUCCUGAUUCACAGAUGAUUUUAGAAGAAUGGAAGAAGGAAAGAAAGGAACUGAGGGAGAUGAACAGGAAUUUCUUCAACGCACAGUUUGGAAGCUUAUUCAGAACUGAUGAGAAUCCAACUUAUUUCCUAAGACGUCUCUCUAGAUUUGCGGAUAUCUACAUGGCAUCGUUGAGUUGUCUCUUGAACUAUGAGCCUGAUUACACGUUUUAUCCAAGAAGGACUCCUUUGCAGCAUGAACUUCCUGGCUGGUCAGACCAACUGUGCACUGGUACAUUCAGAAUACCUUUCCUACAAGAGACAGUUCAGGUCAAAUAA